UGUUAAUUUUCUUGGUUUUUCAUUAAUUUUCUGACGAUUUUUAUUAAAAUUUGUAAAAUCUGGAACUCAUUCUUCACAAAAAAAUCAAAAGUCUUCAAAAUCAAGUCAUUUUUCUAUCAAAAAUUUGCUGUUAACUGCCGGUGUUUGGAAUAAAUUUUAUAAUUUUAGUAAAAAAAUGUUGAGUGGAAGCCAAUUGAUCAAAGAAGCUGACAAAUUAGGUCAAAAAUUGAUAGUAACUGGAUUGAAAAGUGUAAAUAUCGACAAUUCAGAAGAAACUUUGCAGGAAUUUGCCAGAAUUAAACGAAAUUACAAAGAAGUCUCUUGCAAGGAACGAAUCGCUCGCCAUGACUCACGAAUGCAGGGAAAUUUCAAUCCAGAACGUCGUUCAGUUACAGUUAAAGCUCUGACAGGCACUAGUCAUCGUUAUUUUGGGCAACAAGACAAGCAGGGAACGCAUUUGCGACUUUAUGAGGCCUUAUAUUUGAUGGAAAUUAAUGACUUGGUUGUCUACUACAACGACGUGAUAAUCUCAAUUGAACAAGCUUACGCGCUAUUUUUAGGUACCGACGAUGCUGAAAUGACCUUCGAGCAGUAUAUGGCUUACAAAAAUCUAUUACAAUCUGGUUUUGUAGCCUUGAAACAUCGAAAAAUCCAAGAAAUCGAUACAAAAAUUGAUAAUUCUCAAGAAGUUGAAGAGCAAAAAGAAAGAAAAACCGAAAAUAAUGACAUCUGGGACUGUUUAAGGUCCAAAAUUCACUUUUUAAAUUGGAAGGAAAUUAAUUCUGAACGACUUGACGAACAAAUUUCCGGCAAAUUUGACCAAACUUGUGCCUAUUUUAAUGGAAAUCGACCAAAUUCUUCCACGGGUUCAUGUAAUUUUGAAGCGCCGGUCGCUAAAAAGCCAAAACUUGACAUCCAAACUGAAGAAAAAAUUAUUAACGAUGCAAAAACAAUUCUUCCGAGCAACGAAACUCAUGAAUAUUCAUCGAUUUUUUCACAACUUGACAUCAUUGAAGUCCUUGAGGAUCCAAACUCAUCAAAAAUUGACUUCGAUUUCGAUAUUUUUCUUGCCGAAGAAGCGAAAAAACACAAAAUAAGCGAAUCCAAACCCAAUUUCUACGGCAAAGUUGUAAAUUUUGACACAAAAAUCGAUUAUUCGGUAAUUCAUCAGCUAAAAUCACAAGCAAAUGGCACUCCUGUGAUGAUUCUAAUCGUUUUCGACAACUUAAGUAUAUCUUCGUUUAUUUGUUGAUUAAAUUUAUUUUCUUUAAAUUUUAAUAUUUUCUUGCUUUUGUAUCGCUUCAUUACUCAAAACGUUGAA
Messenger RNA from Culicoides brevitarsis, 1321 nucleotides. RefSeq lists its product as uncharacterized. The transcript has 4 exons. Gene Ontology annotation, cellular component: tRNA-intron endonuclease complex. Gene Ontology annotation, biological process: tRNA-type intron splice site recognition and cleavage. Bases 176 to 1252 code for a protein of 358 amino acids. NCBI's taxonomy places the organism in Eukaryota, Metazoa, Arthropoda, Insecta, Diptera, Ceratopogonidae. The record is from RefSeq and is a predicted model, not a curated record.